Molecule: messenger RNA, 1244 nt
Organism: Beta vulgaris subsp. vulgaris (sugar beet)
Lineage: Eukaryota; Viridiplantae; Streptophyta; Magnoliopsida; Caryophyllales; Amaranthaceae
Product: lysine-rich arabinogalactan protein 19
Exons: 1
Coding region: 158-718 (186 amino acids)
Source: RefSeq, a predicted model, not a curated record
UUGGAAGGUAAAAUUAUCUACAUUUUUCAUCAAUUUCUUAAGUUUAUAUAAGAUUGUGGUGGAUUUGAGGAAAAACCCAGAUGAUUUAAAUUUGUGGGUAUGUAUUAAAAUCUGUGAAAUUUGAGAAAAAGGAAGGAAUUUGUUUUUUGUAGCAAUUAUGGAGGUUAGGGUAUCAUUAUUGAAGUUGGUAAUUUUGGGGGUUUUAUUAGCUUAUUGUACUAUUACAAUUGUUGAAUCACAACAACAAUCCCAAGAAUCUCAACAACAACAACAACAACAACAAUCUCAACCUUCACAAACAAGGCAAGGUGAAGUAGAUACACAACAACCACCACCACAACAACCACCUCCCCAACAACCACCACCUCCACAACAACCACCACCACCAUCACCACCUCCUCCUUCUCCUCCCCCGCCUUCGCCUCCGCCUCCAUUUUCUCCCCCUCCUUUGCCUUCACCACCCCCUCCUAUAUCGCCGCCUCCGAGUAUUCCUCCUCCACCAUUAUCGCCAUUGCCUCCGCCUCCGCCACAACACCGUCACGCUCAACAACCACACAAUGUGGCCAAUCCCAAUUCUCAAGCUAGCAAUGGGAGUUCCAAUCUCAAUACGGGUAAAAAGAUUGGAUUGCUGUUUGCUGGUAUUGCUGUCAUUUUGCAAAUUGGGGUGAUCAGUUUUCUAGCUUUUAAGAGGAGACAGCUUUAUAAGAUGCGUGGCUAAAAUCAUUCAUUGGUUUAUGAGUUAUGACUUAUGAAAUAUGAUGGAGAAGCAGAGUUUUCCUUUUAGUAUUCACUUGUUAUGCUUUAGUGAUUAACUUUUAUAUGGCGGAAUUCGGAUUGGAUUGGAUUGAAUUGAAGUGGUGGGUAUAGUGGGUGAAUGGUGAGGAGGAGAGAUAGGAUUUAAUCAGUUUUUGGGAAGAUUUGAGGCAUUGGAAUUUGAGCAACGGAGGAGGAUUAUUCAUUUGGGGUUCUUCUUUCUGUAAAUGGGGUAAAUCUUUGAUUGUUUUUCUUCUUUUUUUUUUUGAUAUUUUUCCCUUCUUAAAUUUGUGUUGAGAUUCAUAUAUCUUGUUUUUAAUACAUUGACUUAUAAUUCAUACUUGGGAACAUGGAGUUUUUACCCCUCCAUAUUCUUGUACUGGUUUUAUUUUUACUAACAAUUGACCUAGAUGGCUAACGUUGUACAAUAUGACUGUAAAUUAGAGGAGCUAUGAAUAUGUUUUAAUUAAAGCAGGUUUCAUACUUUGUUA